AUGGGGGAUGACGAUUCUCUCUUUUUUGUGGACAAUUGGGUUGAUGUUUUGGAAAAAUAUGAUCACAAUAAGUAUGUUUACAUUGGGGGACAUUCAGAGUUUUUUAUGUCUAAUAUUUGGUUCUCAUUUGAUCAAGGAUUUGGUGGAGCUGGAUUUGCUUUGAGUUAUCCUCUUGUUGCAGCAAUGGUGAAAGAUUUAGAAGGGUGUCUAAGAAGAUAUCCAUAUUUGAACUCAGCAGAUUUGAUUACUCAGUACUGUGUAGAUGAGUUGGGAGUUCCUCUAUCUGCUGAGAGAGGGAUUCAUCAGAUUGAUCUACACGGUGAUAUAUCAGGUUUUUUGUCAUCCCAUCCACAAUCUCCAAUACUUUCCCUCCAUUUUGACCAGAUAGAACCUAUCUUUCCCACCAUGAACCGUUCCCAAUCUGCAAACCACCUCAUGAAAGCUGCGAAAACCGACCAGUCCCGUAUGCUGCAACAAACCAUCUGCUACCAAAAACAAACCAACUGGUCUUUUUCCAUUUCAUGGGGCUACUCUGCCCAUAUUUAUGAGAAAGUGUUGCCAAGAAGUGUUUUGAAGAGACCACUUGAGACAUUUUUGCCAUGGUUAGAUCUCAAACACCGACCAUACUACAUGUUCAACACACGGUGGCCACCUUUUGUUGAUUCGUGUGAAGCUCCUCAUGUAUUCUUCUUCGAAUCCAUUGAUAGUUCCAUUGAUAGUUUUGAAGGGCACAACCAAAUUGUUAUGACUUAUGUUCGAUCCAAGCCACGGGGUUUACCAACUUGUUCAUUGAGUGGGAGUCGUUCUGCUGAUUCUAUCUCCAAAGUUCGGGUCUUCUCGCUGGCGACAAAGCUCCCUAAGAUUGGAAGAAGUGAAUGUUGUGACGUUGUAAAAGUGGGUGAGAACAACAUAACCGAGAUCAAAAUCAGAACUUGCAGGGAUGAUGAGAUAAUUGCUUAAUUAGAUGUUGUGAUCUUAAUUUCUCAUUUUUUUUUUCCACGCAAAGAUACACCCUGCAAAUCUUAUUAAGAGUUAGCAAAUUCUUAGCUUGGUUAGGAUCAAGAUCAGCUAUAUUUCUUUAAUUUGUUAGACUAGGCCCAAAUGCUAUGUUUGGUUUAUGAAUUUGAAUAGAAAUUUAGAAAAGAAAAUAGAAAUAAUAGGUAAAAUAUGAAUAAAAUAUAACUAUCUUUCACA
This is a messenger RNA of Camellia sinensis, 1194 nucleotides long. The record is from RefSeq and is a predicted model, not a curated record. Lineage: Eukaryota; Viridiplantae; Streptophyta; Magnoliopsida; Ericales; Theaceae.